Messenger RNA from Hibiscus syriacus, 1921 nucleotides. RefSeq lists its product as uncharacterized. Bases 562 to 1590 code for a protein of 342 amino acids. The record is from RefSeq and is a predicted model, not a curated record. NCBI's taxonomy places the organism in Eukaryota, Viridiplantae, Streptophyta, Magnoliopsida, Malvales, Malvaceae. The transcript is spliced from 4 exons.
AGAAACCUCGCACAAUCCCCAUCGUUCCAUUCCCAGCUCAAUCUUCAUCUUUAUCGUCACCACUGUCACUAUUUGUUCCUAAGAUUUUGACGUCACUGCGUGAAACAUGAUCUUUGCCAUCUUUUGAAGCUAAAUUUUGUUCACUUUUUUGUUUUGAUUCGUCGCUAGUUAAUUAAUUACUGUUUACUUCUUCCAUUCGGGGGUUUGCUAAUUUUGAUCGGGGACUUGUUUAUUCAACGGAGACACUGAUUCUAUGAAUCUCAUGUCCUCUGCCUAAAUCAGUUUUUGUCAAUUUCCGGAUCUUAGUCUUCGAAACAAACAAACAAACCCAAAAGACUAUUAAGAGGGCGAUGGAUAGAAAUGCAAUUACGGCGACGAUUUUUGUGUUUUUAGUCGUUGCCGAUGUUUCCAGUGGUUAUCCGUUUUGGAAGUUUCGAUUAUUAGCUGGUGAAUCUUCCACGAAGAACGACACGACCGCCGCCAAGUUCUCAGUCGCCAACCAAGAAAUUGGAUCCAAAACCGGAUAGUCAAUCGAAUUUGGAUCCGGAUCCGUUGAAUAAAAUGGAUCCCGUGAAUCAACUUCCAGUGGACAAGAAGGAUCCUAAACUAUCUGAUCAUCCCGGGAAAGUGAUUCGACCUUCUCCCCAAAAGGGAACAGAUAGUGGAACCAAUUCGAGUUCAACUUUAAAUGCGACGAAUGUUAAACCAAUGGAUGUUAAGGAGGAGAAGAAAAACAAUGCUAGUAGUGCAAACAAUUCAACUUCAAAUUCCACUAAUGAUAAAGAAUUGAAGGAUAAAGAGGAAAAGAAAGAGAAUACAGGUACUGGAAAGAAACCGAAUAGCACGGGGAAUGAACGGGCAGAUGGGUUAGAGGAGGAUAAGAAUAAGAAGAAACCGAAUGUAGAUGGAAACGAGACUCAGUCAGGGAUUGCCGAGACAUGUGAUGGGGUGGCUAACAGCUGCAAAGUCAGCAACUCCUUGACUGCCUGCAUUAAAGGGUUUGAAGCUGGGUCCAAACAUCGGGUUGUUUUGGUCCAUAAUACUGGAAGAAAAAGUUUGAAAGUCAAUGUCGUUGGCCCUUCUGGGGAAUCUCUUGUGGAGGGACUUAAAGUACCAAAACACGGAACUCAAAAGGUCAAUAUACCUUUGACUAUUAGCGAAACCGGUGAGCUAUUGGUAAGUGCUGGAAAUGGAGACUGUGUGCUACGCAUGAACCCCCUUGCAUCCAAAGGGAACCCUUUCUUAAACCUUCCUUCUUAUGAAAAGUUGCUGAAUCCAGUAAAUGGAGCAUACUUCUUGAUUGCAACAGUUUUAGUUUUCGGAGGGUCGUGGGUUUGUUGUAUGCUUAGCAAGAAGAGACGGCCUGAUGGUAUACCUUACCAAGAGCUAGAAAUGGGAUUACCAGAAUCCAUGGCAGCUACUGAAGUAGAAACAGCUGAAGGUUGGGACCAGGGUUGGGAUAGUGAUUGGGAUGAGGACAAGGCAGUGAAAUCACCAAUGGGACGACGCAAUGUACCGAAUAUCUCAGCAAAUGGCCUAACUACAAGAUCAUCGAACAGAGAUGGCUGGGAAAAUUACUGGGAUGAUUAGACUUUUCGACCAGGGAAAAAGAGAAGGUAAGAAAGUGCAUCAGUCGAAGUCGUUGGAGAGAAGGAAUAGAUAAUACAUAGAACAGGCGGCUCGAUAUCGAAACUGUAAAUUGGUCCCCACAGUUGUGGUGUUUAGGUUUUGGUUGUGGAGUGAGUAUUCAUUUAUUUGGUAUUUGAAGUUGGUCUCUAAUGAGUCGGAAUAUUAUAUUGGAAGGUAACACAGUUAGCAUAAUUGUUGUUUCAUGUAUUUGCAGGAAAAGGGUUACAGGUUUUUUGGAACAAAGUGAAAAGCUGAAAGAGUCAUAUUAGUUGUGUAUUAUGUAUAAUUGAAU